AUGCUGCCAGACGCAGCAAACGUCAAAGAUACCGAGACCGGCUUUUCACCUCUGCACGCCGCAAUCGCUGCCUGCGAGCCCGAUACAGAGACCGCCGGCGCUAAUGGCGCAACCACGUCAGACUCGAACCCCAAGGGUCUGGACGCCGAUACCGUGAAAUCAGCAGUGGAGACAGUUCAGUUCCUCCUGCAGGAGGGCGCUAUCUGGAACGAUCUGGACGCGAACAACGAGACACCCGGCUGUAUCGCGCGCCGAAUUGGCGCUCUCGAGCUAUACGAGCUGAUCGUCGACGCAGGUGUGCGCGCAGAGUUGCUGCUGAACCGCCUCGACGCCUACGAAGAGCUCGCCGAUGAUGACGACGAAGAGGAAGGAGAAGAGGAAGCCGAAGCCGAGGCCGAGGCCGAAACAGCACCGGAGCUCGUCGACGCAUUCGCCGAACCCACAACAGAAACCACAACCACAACCACAACCACUCCUGCCAACCCGGAAGUGUCCAACUCGCAGUAUCUGGAGUCGCGCCUGAACAUCCAGAACGACCGGAUCCUGGACUCCGACCAGAACGGCGUGAUGAUGCGCUGGGAAAGCGACAUCAUGCGUAAGUCCGCGACAGCACUGCUCCCGACACCCGGGCUGAAAGUUCUGAACAUCGGUCACGGGAUGGGCAUUGUGGACGGAUUCUUCCAGGAGCAAGGGCCAGCGGUGCACCACAUCGUCGAAGCGCAUGAGGAGGUCGUUGCGGAGAUGAAACGGCGCGGGUGGGAUACUAAGCCCGGUGUUGUUAUCCACCAGGGUCGCUGGCAGGAUAUUCUUCCUGGCCUUGUGGCGGCUGGGGAGACGUUCGAUGCUAUCUACUACGAUACCUUUGCGGAGUCAUAUGGUGAUUUCCGGGAUUUCUUUUCUGAGCAGGUUAUUGGGUUGUUGGAGCAGGAGGGUCGGUGGGGAUUCUUUAAUGGCAUGGGUGCUGAUCGCCAGAUCUCAUAUGACGUCUACCAGAAGGUGGCGGAGAUGGAUCUCUUCGAGGCUGGGUUCGAUGUCCAGUGGGAAGAGAUUUCUGUGCCCAAGUUGGACGGUGAAUGGGAGGGUGUGCGCCGGGCUUACUGGGUUGUGGAUGAUUAUAGAUUGCCCCUGUGCAAGUUCAUGGAUUAA
Messenger RNA from Penicillium mononematosum, 1146 nucleotides. RefSeq names its product protein-arginine N5-methyltransferase (gene rmt2). Lineage: Eukaryota; Fungi; Ascomycota; Eurotiomycetes; Eurotiales; Aspergillaceae. Gene Ontology annotation, molecular function: protein arginine N5-methyltransferase activity. The transcript has a single exon. The record is from RefSeq and is a predicted model, not a curated record. Gene Ontology annotation, cellular component: nucleus; cytoplasm. The coding region runs from base 1 to 1146 and encodes 381 amino acids. Gene Ontology annotation, biological process: peptidyl-arginine methylation.